AUGUCUCCAAAGACCAGAGUAGAGAAAAAUAAACUAUGCUACAUGCUUGCACUGUGCAGGUCUAUCAGCCUCAGUCAACCUCAAGACCCAUACACCCCAAUUUCAGUGCAUCAGACUAAACUGUCCAAUGCCAUGUUGGAAAAAGUCAUUGGACUGGCUUUUCCCAAAUUUUAUCAGGGCAUUCUGCCCAAUGCCAUGUUGGACAAGUGA
Puccinia triticina is the source of this 210-nucleotide messenger RNA. RefSeq lists its product as uncharacterized. Lineage: Eukaryota; Fungi; Basidiomycota; Pucciniomycetes; Pucciniales; Pucciniaceae. The coding region runs from base 1 to 210 and encodes 69 amino acids. The record is from RefSeq and is a predicted model, not a curated record. The transcript has a single exon.